Culex pipiens pallens (northern house mosquito) is the source of this 3542-nucleotide messenger RNA. RefSeq lists its product as uncharacterized. NCBI's taxonomy places the organism in Eukaryota, Metazoa, Arthropoda, Insecta, Diptera, Culicidae. The record is from RefSeq and is a predicted model, not a curated record. The transcript has 2 exons. The coding region runs from base 176 to 1564 and encodes 462 amino acids.
AAGAGCGUAUAGUUAAUAAGUACACACAGCAUACUGAUUACUUGAUUUUCUUGAAAAUUAUAAAUUAAAGCGUGAACAUAUUUCUUGGUCUGUCAAGUGUCAAAUUCUUUUCGCAAAUAGAAGCAGCCGCGUGCAUUUACGUAAAACAAUCCGGAUUUUAGUGACCGUUCCCGCAAUGGAGCUUGUCACCAAGACUCAACCCGGUCUUGUCGAAACCAUCGUAGACCCCGCGGUAACGGUUCUACAAUUUCUCUUCAAAGUAAACCAGAGCCUGGUCAACUUGGGCGCGGAGGCAGCUGUUGCAGUUGCGAAAAGUUUGCAGGCUGGAGCCAUUCAAUCUGUUGAAGCCAUUGGCUCCUCUGGAGCUGCUGCUGCCUCUGGGGUUACUGGCACAGGAUCCGCUUUAUCCUGCGGUGCCGUUGGUACGGGUGCCGCUAUAGCUGCUGAAGCUACAGUAUCUACUGGAUUUACAGGAGCCACUCUAACCGCAAUAGCUACCGAGAGUGGUUUAGCCGCUGCAGCCGCCGGUGUAGCCGCUGGGGCCGCUGUUGGAACCGCGAUUGGAACUGCGAUUUCUCCCUCUGCUGCUCCCGAGGAAGUUUUACAUGAUGUGGGCGAUGGAACUGUUUUAGUUCAACUGAAACCACAUCGUAGUCCAAUCUCUGCAUUUAUCGAGUUCUGUAAAAAGGGUACAGAACAUUUUAUUGAUUUUUUUUCUUCUGAAUCGUCGGAAAUAGUAGUCUUUGAAGGUAACAAAGGUGCUGCUGAUGCAGCCACUAGUGCAGCUUACCUUAGAAGAAAAUACAUCAAAACAGCUGAAGCAAAUCUAGACGAUCAUGAUGAGGAAGAAGAAGAAGAGGAGGAAGAAAGUGAAUGUGUUAUGAAGGAAAAUGGAUUUGAAACUGAUGACGAGGAAUGCUUCCCCAAUGUCAAACCUGCACAAAGACGCAUAAUAGUGUUGAAACGAGAAUCCCCAAAUAACGAUGGUACGCUAACCGGAAGUUAUCACCUGGUUCGUCGGCUUACGCGGUUUCUCCGCGUUGCUGGGGUUGUACGUUUUGUGCGGUAUGCUUGUAACGAUCAAACAUUGAAAGUUUUCCAAACAGGUGCCUCCAAAUCUAGGGACCAGGUGUGCCACAUAAAAAAUCAUCACGCUUCUCAUGUCGUUAAAUUGCAAGUCAAACCUGGUACUGGAGUAUUUAUCGAAGCAAUUUUGCUCAAAUUUUUGGGCCAUACUCACUGCUGCCAUAAACACUUUAACAUAUGGAUUGGCAGAGGCAUUGACACACUUCAGGAAAAAUUGCUUCCAGUUCUAUUGUCCGUGAGAUGGGAAUGUGAGACCGCUGAAAAUCUAUCCGAGAGGGCAGUUAAUGUCCUCACAACCAUCAGAAGUAAAUGGCUAGCGUUGAUUCAAGCAGAACUUACCGCCCGUAAUUAUUCGAUGGAACAACGAGAAGAGUUAGUUAUAGCCUUUGACUUUAUAGAAGCUGUAAGCGUAGAAUAUCUUUUUUCUAAAAUUGAAGUAGGUCACAUCUAUAUGCUUAAAGAGAUUAAACCCCGCUAAAAACUGUUAAUUACCCGUAAAAUCGGUGCUUUUAGGAGUUUGCAAAUUUCAAAUAUAUCAACAACGUUUAGAUUUGCCGGAGAGUGCGAAGAGAUUUGUCCACUCUGAAAAUGAUACAGAAUUUAUAAUCGCAAAAAAUACAGAACAAAUCGAGUUCUGCAAAAUUCUAGAAUUAUCUAGACAUUCUUACAAAAGGGUUUUAAAGCCCUAUGUAAAUUUUUAUGUAUCACAACGGAAUUAGCUGUCAAAUAGAACCUUUUCUGUCAAGAAGGGCCGCGAAGUCAAUUUUGUGAAAAUUCGCAAUUCGCAAUUUUCAGUGUAAGAACGGGCCUUGACCGAUCUUAUGCACCAGGUUCCCGACGAACACGCACUGCCCUUACACCUACAUCUCACCCUUGCUCUGAGUCAGUACGAGCAACACGCUAGAACACGCUUUGAGUGUUCGUGCCAGGCAUGCACACCUUCUUUUCCGGUUACGCAUUUUAACUCGGCCGGGGGUGGUACAUUACGUAGGGUUUGAUGUAAGUAUAAGCGCCUAACCAUUUAUAGUGUGCCUAUCAAUUUUCAGUAAAGCAAAAAACUGUUUAAUUUUUAGUUUGAAUUCAAAAACUAAUUGUUAUUUACUGUGUACUGUUUUCUCCUGAAAUCUUUCCUAGUGUUGAGUCGUGUUUAUCUGUUGCUAUUUCUUCUGUCGCGGUGUUUUGUUACAAUGUUUUGAACCUAAGCAUGUUAUUAAAAAGUUUACCAAAAGUACAAUAACGUUGUGUGUGACUUUGAUCAUUCAAUAUAUUGAGUAAGGACUCAAACCUUACUUGUUUGAAGAAAAGGGCGUAGAUUAAAACAAUAGACAAUAAAGGAAAGCAAACUACAUAAAGUUCGAUACUGAAAGAAUAAGUGUAUGUUGAAGGAAAGAAGAGUAAAAGCUGUAUGAAGUAGAUUAAAAAUAUAGGCAAUAAUUUAUGAAAAAAGCUAUCUGAUAAAGGAUAAAUAAUAUCAUAUAAGCUUAGAUAGCAUUAAUGACAACUUCAGGAGCCGAUUGGGGAUGUUAGGGAAAACACAAAGCAGUUAAAACUGGCAAAUAAAGUAGAGGAGACUUGACAGAUAAGUGAAACAGGACUAAAGUAGUUGGAGAUAAGAAGAAGAGAUACUCCGAGUUGCGAUGUUCUAGGUACAUCCACAACAGUUCGUUCAACAUGCUGUGGAUCAAAACAAUACCUUCUACAAUCACAAAUUACUUCCCUUUCCCACAUUGCCGCUUUAUGAUGUAGUCCAUGCUCUGCAAAGAAAGGGAUGUUAGUAAAAUAUAAACACUAUAAAAUAUCGAUACAGUUACUUUCGUGAACCUGAGUGACAUCAGGGUUUCUAAUGUUGUUGCUGUUGUCUCCAGUGUGAUAAUAUCACUCCAAAGUGGUUGUCGUGGUGCAAUCGUUCUCCAACCGCAGGCCCAGACACGACAUGAAAAUGGAAACAAACAAAAACAAAACAAAACAAAAAGAUGCAUUAGUAUAAGAAAAUGAGAGAAACGAAAGAUCAUGCAAUCAAAAUAAAAUGGUGGAUAGUAAACAGAAGCAGAAUUAGAAAAUCAGUUAUACAUAAUAAAGAAAUAGAAGAUAGAUAGUAGCUGAAAGUGGAAAGAAGAGAAACCCCGUAUUGCGAUGUAUCAGGUACAUCCACAACAGUUAACUCAACAUGCUGUGAAUCAAAACAAUACCGUCUACAAUCUUCCCUUCCCACAUUGCGCAUCCCUUUCUUUUGGCCGUCUCUACUCUGACCCUCGCUGGUCAAAGGUUUACGAGUUCGUUUCCACAGGCCACCAGCAAGGUCACGUGUUGUCAUCAUGAUGACGAAACCAAGCCAACGUGGAGGUAAGAAAAUGGGUAACUUGCAAGGAACCAGAGCAGCUGUUUUGACCAAGGUCUAGGUCAGCUAACAGCACUACGGGUGUAGUUCCGCUCCUUCCAGGAUGUUCCUCACCGGG